Molecule: messenger RNA, 1014 nt
Organism: Cladophialophora yegresii CBS 114405
Lineage: Eukaryota; Fungi; Ascomycota; Eurotiomycetes; Chaetothyriales; Herpotrichiellaceae
Exons: 2
Coding region: 1-1014 (337 amino acids)
Molecular function (GO): hydrolase activity
Source: RefSeq, a predicted model, not a curated record
AUGGCGGCAGCAAAGACUCAAUCUCUAUUCUCUUCGCUGAACCUGCAGCACAAAGUCACAAAGACAUCAUCUGGCUCAGAAGUCUACAGCUACAUAUCCGACCUCGGCCCUGACAAGCCCAUCUUGACCCUGAUCCAUGGGUACCCUCAGUCUGCUUAUGAGUGGCGAUAUGUCGUCCCUCUAUUGUACGGCAAAGCCUCCCUCUUCGUUCCGGAACUCCCGGGGUACGGCAUCUCCUCGCCCAUUGUCGGCGACGCUACGGUCAAUACCAAACGCUCGGUUGGCACCGCGCUGCUCGAAUCUCUCGCUUCCGUCUUCGGCACAAAAUCGUCGUCAGCACCACGCAAGGUAAUCCUAGGAGGCCACGACCGCGGCGCGAGGAUUUCUCAUCGUCUCUCAGUUGACUUCUCCCACCCACCUCAACAGUCCCCCGACCUGUACAAGGACUUGAACCUCACUGUCAUCGGCACGAUCCUGCUCGACAUAGUCCCCACAAAGGAACAAUGGACGGCGUUCUCCGACCCAGCCAUCGCCCAAGGUUAUUUCCACUGGCCCCUGCUCGCCAACGCUCAGCUCGCCACGGAUAUGAUCUCUGCAUAUGGUGGCGCCAAUUGGGCGAGGAGUGCGCAUACGCGAAUCGCAGGCCCGAAUCCGAAAUCGCUGGAACGGAUCUGCAAGGACGGCGCAGUGGAUCUUUAUGCCGAGCUGUUCGAUAAUAAGGAGACGCUGUAUUAUACAGCGCUCGACUACGCUGCCGGAGCGGCACCCGAGGCGAGCGAGCAGGAAGAGGACCAGCAAGCGGGACGGAAAGUCGGCGUGCCGCUGCUGGUCUUCUUCAGCAAAGCCAAGCUCGGCGCGAGGAUCGAUGUCGCGGGGGUUUGGAAGGCGUGGGUCAGUGAAGGGUCUCAGUACGAGGGGGUUGGCGUGGGAGAGGGUUAUGGACACUAUCUGCCUGAAGAGGCCUAUGAUAUUGUGGUGCCCAAGAUUGAGGAGUUCAUAAACAAGGUCACUUAA